Drosophila miranda is the source of this 3278-nucleotide messenger RNA. Its product is annotated as homeobox protein orthopedia-like. The record is from RefSeq and is a predicted model, not a curated record. The transcript has 9 exons. Gene Ontology annotation, molecular function: DNA binding; DNA-binding transcription factor activity, RNA polymerase II-specific. The coding region runs from base 959 to 2206 and encodes 415 amino acids. Lineage: Eukaryota; Metazoa; Arthropoda; Insecta; Diptera; Drosophilidae. Gene Ontology annotation, biological process: neuron differentiation; regulation of DNA-templated transcription.
UUUCGCGCUUGUCUCAAAUGCAAGCGAGUCCGCCUUGGCAGCGCUACGCGGUAGUUUCCGUUCUGCUCCGUUACGUUCGGUCCCGCCACGCUAACCAAAGCCUAACUCAAGCCUACACUCAAACCCUAAGUCAAAACCCGUCGCUAAAGUCAAGAUAAACUUUCCCAAGAUCGACAAUGAUUUACUGAGACCCGAAUAACACGAUUUAUAAAAGUGAAAAUGUACGAAAAUCAAAGAGGUUGACGGCAUUUAACGCAAUCAAUUAAAACAAAAACGAAAAACAAGAGAAGUAGACCGCCCCCGAAGACAGGGAGGAAGACCCGGGGUUCGGUCAAACAGCUCAUCAAUAAACGAUACGACUUCCGUUUCCUUGCGUGCUUUACCUGUGCAUGGCUAUAUGUGUGCGUGUGUGCGUGUGAGUGAGUGAGCUAGCGAUUGUGUGUUUGUGCGUGCCGAAGGAAACUUUCCAACUUCCGGCCAAGUGACAUCGAUUUAAUUUCUUUGGUUUUUUUAUGGUCAAGGCAUUUAAAUAAUUUUACUAUGGCAGUUUGGGCGUCUCAGCCGUCUACCCUGGUCUGUUCUGGUCAGCCCCGAACUAUGAACUGAACUCUGACCGCUAACCCAACGACUUGCCACACACAUAAAAAGGCAGUAGCAGCAGCAGCAGAAGACGACGGCGGAGGAGGUCGAUCUCCACGUAGCCACUCCCAUUUGGAAACAGCACCAAGAAAUUGAAAUGUGAAUCGAACUGAAGAUGAAGACGAACAUAAACGGACUGUGAUAGACGAGUAUACGAGCAGAACAUCUCACUGGGAUUCUGCCCCAAACACGAUUUCCGAUUCAAUCAAAUUGAAUUCGGAAUUGGACAUUGAAACGAUUGGACCUUCACUAUUCAAGCGGGCUACCAGCAAAAGGCGACAAGCUGUCGACAUUAUCCAUACGCAACUUCUCGGCAAACAUGCUGAACAAUCUUGGGGCCAAUGUGCUGGGCCCCAACGAUUGUGAUCUGCCCAAGGCCGCACUGACGGCGCUGCACGCGGGCGUUAACAGCUUCGGACAGUUGCCCGGUGCUCCGAAUCUGGCUGAUCUCGGCGGUUCGGGCGGGGGUGGCGUUGGACUGACAGUUGGAGGUGGCGUGUCACGCCUCCACAUCUCCGGUGGACUGUGCGACAACGCGAACAACAGCGGCAACAACAGCAGCGGCGGAGGCGGAGGUGGUGGCAGCGGCAACACCAACAUGCAGCAACAGGAUCAGCUCCUGGACAAAAACAAACAGAAGAGACACCGCACGCGCUUCACCCCGGCCCAACUAAACGAGCUGGAGCGGUGCUUCUCAAAGACCCACUAUCCGGACAUUUUUAUGCGCGAGGAGAUCGCCAUGCGCAUCGGCCUCACCGAGUCCCGUGUCCAGGUCUGGUUCCAGAACCGACGCGCCAAGUGGAAGAAGCGCAAGAAGACCACCAAUGUCUUCCGCACCCCGGGAGCCCUGCUGCCCUCGCACGGACUCCCGCCCUUCGGGGCCAAUAUCACGAAUAUAGCCAUGGGUGACGGCCUCUGCGGCACCGGAAUGUUUGGCGGCGACCGCUGGAGUGUGGGGGUCAACCCCAUGACAGCAGGCUUUGGCCAGCUAAAUCAGUCGUCGCCGCUAUCUUCCUCGCUGAACAGCGGCCUCAACUCGGGCAUUAACAUGGGCUCCGCCCUGGGGGCGGGCAGCUAUCAGCACUACGGCCUGAAUGCUCUGGGAGACUCCAUGAUGUACCAGCACAGUGUGGGCGGGGUAGCCUGCGGGCCGAGCGGCUCCCCGAGCGCCACAACACCGCCGAACAUGAACAGUUGCUCCUCGGUGACCCCACCGCCAAUCUCCACACAGCCAAACGCCAGUCAGAACGAGCUGAGUGGCGAGUCCAUGCCGCUCCACCAGCAGCAGCAACAGCAGACUCACCAACAACAGCAACAGCAGACUCACCAACACUUACAGAUGGCUCCGCCGACUCCAUCGCAGCAGCAGCAGCAGGAAGGACUCCACUGCCACCAGUCGAUGCAGUCGCCUACAGACGGUGCAACCGACGAGGACGUGUGGCGAGGACAUAGCAUUGCAGCGCUGCGGCGGCGAGCCUCGGAGCUCAACGCCACGGCUAUCCCAUCGUACUUGCACCAUGCCGCAGCCGCCCACAACAACUACGAGCAUCACAAUUCGGUGUACUGAAAUUUGUUGAAAAGCUUUGAAAGCUUUUCGGAUUACGGUUUUACCCAUUGCGGGAACCAUGACUUCUAGGGCCCGAACCCGAACCCCAACAAUUUGACAGCCACUGGCAAUGGAAGCGAGUGGAAGCGAAGCGUUAUAAGAUAACCAACUCCUAUGCUUAGAGUAUUGUACAAUUUAUGUAUUUUCGUUGUUGGUUUCUGAUUUCUUCAUCCAAGGAUGACCGGAGAGGUACCCGGAUUCCCCGGGAAGAGAGUGUAUUUUGGACUUAAAAGACUAUAAUGAAUGUAAACAAUGUAUACGAGAAACAAAACUUGAGAAGGCGGCAACCUAAGAGGAACCCAAGUUGUUAAAAGAAAACCAUAUAUAUGAAUGUAUUCCAAAAUAGAGUCAUAAGCACACGCACAUUCACAUCCACACGGAAAUUAUAACUAUUCCAGCAUAUACAAUAUAUAUCUAGAUACUAAAUAUAACAUUUACUGUAUGAGUAUACGAAAAUUGUAAAAAUUAAAUUGCGGAAUAGAGAGAGCAGUCCUUCGAUGAGUCACAAUAAAUUUUGGCAAGGGAACAUCUCAAAGUUCUCCGCUUAGUUCGUACUUAUUUAAGCAUACUUAUGCCUAGGAGAAGGAGUGUAUUUAAGUAGACCUAUACUUUUGUAAGUGUUGUUGUUUUUGUGUAUUGGCAGUGUUCCGUUCAGUUGCUAUCACUUGAUCUAACCAUACGAUACCAACAUAUGCAAUAUAAAACGAAAUAAAACUCAAACUAUAGGAAAAUACGUACGUCUGUUUGUGUCAGGCAGACGCGACGCGACUCGAUUCUGAAUCUGUUCUGUUUCAGAUUACUUUUACGAUUUCCAAUUACAAAUUACAAAUUAUACAAAUACGAUUAAAAUUAUAUAUACGUGCAUACGAUUAUUGCAUACUUGUAAUAGACUUUCUUGUAUCGAAUAAGCCUAACUUUAAAUCCAACUAAACAAAAACGAAAAACAUUUAAUAUGUAUGUAACUAUGCGUAUUAUUAAAUAGUAAACUAAAUUAAAUAUUGAACGUGAUUUGCAUAAUAGAAGAACACAUUUA